GGAAACUGACAAUCACGGACCCCGGUGAUAAGCGCGCGCCGUUCUUUAAAGUUCAAAACAUAAGACUCAUCCUUGGUGGAGCCUGUUGCUGAACACCAGGCCUUUCAAGAUGGUCCUCAGUAUUCUUAGCAUCCUUGUUCUUUGGGAACUGGUGCUUUUCAUCGACCACAGGGCCGCGUUGGCAAAGGUAGGGCAGCCUGACGUUGCCAUCCUGGCUGAGGACCCUAGCUGGCCCCUGGUUCGGGAGCUGCUAGAAGAGGCUCCCGGCAAGCAGCAGAGGAAGCCACAGCUCCAAGGACCCCAACUGCAAUACAUGCUGAAGUUGUACCAGAGCUCAGCUGACUCACUUGGGAACCCUAGGGAGAACCGCACCAUUGGGGCCACCAUGGUGGCGCUGGUGAGGCCCUCGGCCAACGCAGCAGAGCCUCUCAGAGGCCCCUGGCAUUUACGGACCCUGGACUUUCGUUUCACAGGAAACCAGGCAGCACACAGGCUUGUGAGAGCCACUGUUAUUUACCUCCAACAAGUCUACGUCGGUCACUUCCACUUCUCCUGCCAUGUGGAGCCUGGGUUCAGGAAAAGCCCAACCAACCACUUUCCUCCUUCAGGAGGAGGUUGCUCAAGGCCUUCCGUGCUGUCUGAAUCUUGGACAGAGAGGGAUAUCACAGAAGAGGUUUGGCAAGGGUUUUGGAAUCACAUGGGGCAAAGUUUCUGGAAUCACACGGGGCCCAGGGUCCUACGUCUCCAUUUUCUAUGUCACCAGGAAAAUGGGAGUAGAGGUAUUGAACAACCAUGGACUGAGACUUUGUCAUUGGACCUUGGAUUUUUGCUAUUAUACAUCAAUAAGACAUAUAAAAGUGUUCAAAAUGCUCAGUCUUCUUCCAGGAUCCUGGAUGAGUCUGAAGAAGGGGAAUGUCCUCUUCUCUUGGAGAGAACCCCUCGAGAAAGCAGCGUUACAUCUCAGCUUCCUGGCUCUUCCCGGGAACGUAAUGGUCGUGGAAAUGACCUGUGUUCCCUCCACCGUUUCCAAGUCAGCUUUCGCCAGCUGGGCUGGGAUCGCUGGAUCAUUGCUCCCCGUCACUAUACCCCGAACUACUGUAAGGGAGUCUGCCCUCGGGUACUUCUCUAUGGUCUCAAUUCCCCGAAUCACGCCAUUAUUCGGAGCCUGGUAAAUGAGUUUGUGGACCAGAGUGUCCCUUGGCCCUCGUGUGUCCCUUAUAAGUUUGUCCCCCUUAGUGUCCUCCUUAUUGGCCCAAAUGGGAACAUCUUGUACAAGGAGUAUGAGGAUAUGAUUGUUCAUUCUUGUACCUGCAGGUAAAAGCGAAGAUAAUAGCUUUCAGAAUUCCAUAACCUUUUGGCUAAAGUUUAAUAUAAACACAUGAAAGCUCUCCAUAAUCUCUGCACUGUGAUUGUGUAUUUAAGUGAUGGC
This is a messenger RNA of Lemur catta (Ring-tailed lemur), 1429 nucleotides long. RefSeq names its product bone morphogenetic protein 15-like. Gene Ontology annotation, biological process: SMAD protein signal transduction; BMP signaling pathway. Gene Ontology annotation, molecular function: cytokine activity; growth factor activity. The coding region runs from base 110 to 1318 and encodes 402 amino acids. The transcript is spliced from 3 exons. NCBI's taxonomy places the organism in Eukaryota, Metazoa, Chordata, Mammalia, Primates, Lemuridae. The record is from RefSeq and is a predicted model, not a curated record. Gene Ontology annotation, cellular component: extracellular region.